Messenger RNA from Teleopsis dalmanni, 1377 nucleotides. Its product is annotated as dnaJ homolog subfamily C member 7-like. Bases 1 to 1377 code for a protein of 458 amino acids. The transcript has a single exon. Gene Ontology annotation, molecular function: protein binding. The record is from RefSeq and is a predicted model, not a curated record. Lineage: Eukaryota; Metazoa; Arthropoda; Insecta; Diptera; Diopsidae.
AUGGAAUAUAAAUACCCGUCACCCACAAAUCAGAUGAACUUUGAUAAUAUCGACGCAAGUGCUGCGGAUAUAAAAAGAAGGUUGGGGAAUGAUGAACUGUUAGCGAAGCGAUAUGAGUCUGCAUUAAGAUGUUUCGAUGAAGCUAUACUCAUUUGUCCUACUGAUCCUACAUUAUAUUUGAGCCGCUCCGGUGCGUUUAUGAUGCUCUCCAAUUAUAAAGCUGCACUAAGUGAUGCACUUACUGCAGUAUAUUUUAAUUCGAAACUAAAAUCAGCCUAUGUCAGAGUAAUAAAUAUAAGCAUCGCUCUUGGCAACAUCGGUACAGCUACUGCAGCAAUAGAAAAAUUAGCGGCACUUGAUCCAUAUUCAGAAGCGCUCAAUGUUGGAAGAAUAUUGAUAGCAAACUUAAAUAAAUUGGAGCGGGAGAUGGUAAAACACUACUACCUCCAAUCGUUCGAGGAUAUCGUAUAUCUAUGCAAUCAAGUACUUUCAAUUGCACCUGCUAACCUAAAAUAUAAGUUAAGAAAAUGUGAAGCUCUCUUGCACUUAACUAAAAUUAAUGAAGCUGUUGAUAUCCUCGACAAACUAAUUUUAAGUGAAGAUGAAGCGCAACAUCCAUACCUUAUUUAUGUACUAGGGUUAAGAUAUUUCUACGAAGACAAAAUAGAUAGAGCAAAACAGUACUUCAGCGAAGCGAUUGACUUAAAUCUAGAAAGUAAUAAUAUUUUGGAAAUACAUCGGGAUUGCUGUAGAAUAAUAUCGGCCGUGCAACAAGGCUAUAAACUGAUAGAAGAGAGGCAGUAUAUUGAAGCAUACGAUAUCUACAGCCAAAUAAUUGAUGAAUUGCGACUCGGUCCUAUAACGAAAUGUAGGUUUCUUUGUCUACGUGCAUAUCUCGCUUGGACAACUAAAAAAAUUGAACGUGCUAUCGACGACUGCAGUUUAGUCUUGAAUAUAGACAAUACACAUUUGGAUGCAUUACUGUUGCGUGCUGAAUGCUUUGACACACUUGAAAAAUAUAAAGAAUCUAUUGAUGAUUACGAAGCAGCUUACAAAUUAGAUGGAUCAUGGCAAAAUUGGAAAAAAUUGUGUACAGCCAAAGGAUUUCUAGCACAAUCUAAGAUCCCAACAUUUUACGAUAUACUAAACGUUCACCAGUCUGCAACAUAUUCGGAAAUUAAAUCUGCUUACAAAAGGCAUGCUAUGGAUCAUCAUCCUGAUCGUCAUCCACACGCGAGCUCUAAACAACUAAAGAGAGAAGAGGAUAAGUUUAAGAAAAUUCAGAAAGCUUACGAAACUCUGUCGGAUGAAGUGGAUAGAAUGGAGUACGAUGAGUAUAUUAAGCGUAGAAAAAUUAAUGAAUCUCACAGUAGUUAA